GUUUCGGAAGCCCUUCGCCUUGCGCCUCUUCGUCUCCCUUGGGAGGAAGCAAGAUGAACAAGUCUCCAGUUUUUCCGAUGACGCCGGAGGCCAACCACUACAGCGACUACGGCUUCGAUCCCCAGAUGGACUACUUCCAGGUGCUGGAGGAGGCACGGCGGCACUCGAAGCGCAGUGACCCGCGCCCGCUCGACUCCCUCCACUGCAAGCUCCAGAAGCCCAUCUCCAAAGACGACGCCAAGUCCAAGAAGCGCCGCCGCGGUUGGUGGAAGUCCGCCUUCCUCUUCUGGAGGCGUCCCAAGGUCAGCUCCGAAGCCGACGAGCAGCGCUGCUCGCAGCAGCGGCCCCACAACGCCCACCGGUCGGCGGUCUCGGGACCCAUAUACGCGACGGAGAGCUGCGGCGGGGGGCGCCGCACCAGCCGCCCGAGCUCCGGCCCGCUUACGGCGGCGGAGGUCGGCGCUGAUGCGGCGGGGCUUGCCUACCUCAGCCUCAGGGACCUCAGCUUCGUCGACGGCCGCCGCGCCUCGACCCACGCCGCGGUCCCACCGGCGAUGCCCAUCUACCUCGUCACCUGAAUGGGUCCGCAGCAGCCGUGCGCCUCCUCCUCCUUUUUGCUUUUGCCCUGUCAGGCUCUCCUUCUGUGGGCCUCCCGGUGGUAGACCUCGUAACAAAGAUUGCAUUUUCCAUACCCAAUCGGAAAGGCGAAGGCUCGCAAAAAGGCUAGCUUUUUAUCUUAAUGUUGCUUCUCCUCGGAAUCGAUGGUAGCUUUUCCCUUUC
Molecule: messenger RNA, 780 nt
Organism: Musa acuminata subsp. malaccensis (wild Malaysian banana)
Lineage: Eukaryota; Viridiplantae; Streptophyta; Magnoliopsida; Zingiberales; Musaceae
Source: RefSeq, a predicted model, not a curated record